Colletotrichum orchidophilum is the source of this 1452-nucleotide messenger RNA. RefSeq names its product mitochondrial chaperone bcs1. Gene Ontology annotation, molecular function: ATP binding; ATP hydrolysis activity. NCBI's taxonomy places the organism in Eukaryota, Fungi, Ascomycota, Sordariomycetes, Glomerellales, Glomerellaceae. The record is from RefSeq and is a predicted model, not a curated record. Gene Ontology annotation, biological process: mitochondrial respiratory chain complex III assembly; protein insertion into mitochondrial inner membrane from matrix. The coding region runs from base 1 to 1452 and encodes 483 amino acids. Gene Ontology annotation, cellular component: mitochondrial inner membrane. The transcript is spliced from 2 exons.
AUGCAUCAUACAAGCUCUCCCAAUGUCUCUGUCAUGGACAUCUUCUUCCCCGGCUUCACCGGCUUUACGGCGGCGUUACAUCAGCUUCUAAGUGGAAACCUGGACAGCUACGCCGCCUUGUUGUGCAUCUACGGAAUGUUGAUGUUCAGUGGCAAGCUCUUGUGCAGGACUGUGGGAAGCUUUGUGGACACAUAUUUCACUACAAAAACCGACGUCCACGAUCCUGAUGAGGCAUACGACAUGCUCGAAUGUUGGGUCUCUGCCCAGGACUUUGCCAAGAACGCCUGCUCAUCCCUUGUCAGUGUUGACAGCAGGCGAGGACGAGCCCUGAUUCAUCCCGACUGCGACACUGCAGCCAAAAAACCACUUCGAUUCACCCCUUGGAGAGAUCGGUUGUCUUUUUGGUACAAGGGGCAUCUCCUCUUUUUGCAAUGCACGCAAAACGAAGUGGCCUUGUUCCCGCGCAAGACAAUGACGGUUUCUUGUGUCGGCCGUUCUUCUCAAAUCCUACGAGACCUCAUGGAUGAGUGUCGCUUCGACUACUUGAAGCUUUCGGAGAACAAAACCUCAAUUUUCGAACACCAUAAUAACGGCUGGAAAAGGACCAUUACCCGAGACACCAGGCCGAUCGAAACCGUCGUCAUGAAAGAAGAGCUGAAGCAAAUGCUCCUCAAGGACAUUCGCUCCUUUCUCGAUCCCAGAGCUCGCUCCUGGUACGCCAGUCGCGGGCUGCCAUAUCGGAGGGGCUACCUGCUGUACGGUCGUCCCGGGACCGGAAAGUCAAGCCUGAGUAUGUCCAUUGCCGGCUGUUUCGGGCUCGAUAUCUACGUCCUCAGUCUUGCCGGUAUCAAUGAUGGGCGACUUAGUGCUUUGUUUGCGGAGCUCCCCCAACGCUGUGUCGUUCUGCUCGAGGAUGUUGACGCAGUCGGCACCACACGAUCCCGAGGCGCCGACACCGAUGAGUCUGACUCGGGUUCAGAAGUAUCACGGAGCUCACCAAAGCCUUCUGGUAGUCUUUCAUUGUCUGGACUACUCAACGUCCUCGACGGCGUGGCUUCGCAGGAGGGACGCGUCCUUAUCAUGACAACAAACCAUAUAGAGCACCUGGAUGGUGCCCUGAUACGACCUGGCCGCGUCGACAAGAAAAUCGAGUUCGAACUCGCUGACGCUGAGGUGGUCAGAAAGCUAUUCUGCACAGUUUUCGAACAAUCGGAAGAGGAGAUGUCUGAUGCAGAGACUCGAGAUAAGAGCAACGAGGAUGUGCGGCAGCUGGCAGUUCGGUUUGCAGGCGCCGUACCGGAGCUGGAAUUCAGCCCUGCUGACAUUCUGUCGUUCCUCCUCGCAAACAGGGGCUCUCCAUCAAGCGCCUUGGCCGAUGCGGAAGGAUGGGUAUUCAAGACCAGAAAGGGUGGAACACUGAGACGGUGUGAUUCUUGGGGUCAGAGUGAUUGA